AUGUCUACAGGUGUAUUGCCAUUUGUAAAAGGAAUCGAUUUCUCAUACAAUGAUUUUUCGGGUGAUCGCUUUCCGGUAGAAGUUGAACAGAUGACGCAAAUGACAUGGCUAAAGUUGAACCAUGCUUGCUUGGAAAGGGUACCAGAUGAAUUAUCACGAUUAACAAACCUCGAGCAUCUGCAAAUGACAUGUAAUACAUUAUCAAGUGUUCAUGGAGAACUUUCCGACUUACCACGCUUACGUUCCGUUAUCGUACGGCAUAAUCAAAUCAAAACAUCAGGUAUCCCUACUGAUAUAUUUCGAAUGAAGGAUUUAACAAUAAUAGACUUCAGUCACAAUACUCUUCGUGAAGUACCACCAAAUUUGGAGUACGCAAAAUGUGCUAUUGUACUGAAUUUAAGCCACAAUAACAUCGAAAAUAUACCAAAUGCAGUAUUUUCGAAUCUGAUCGAUCUUUUAUAUCUGAAUCUCAAUAAUAACAAGCUGGAAAUGCUUCCUCCUCAAAUACGCAGAUUGACGACAUUACAAGUCCUCCGACUGUCUAAUAAUCCAUUACAUCAUUUUCAGUUAAAACAGCUUCCCAGCAUGAAAGCUUUACGAGUAUUACAUAUGAGCAAUACUUCGCGUACUCUGGAAAAUAUCCCUCCUACGUUGGACGAUUUGGAUAGCUUGCAGGAUGUUGAUUUUUCUCAUAACAAUUUACCGGAAGUGCCAGAUUGCUUGUAUAAAUUGAAGAAACUACGAAAGCUUGAUAUCAGUCACAAUCAGAUUCAAAAAAUUGAAUCAAAAGACACACCAUGGGAAAACUUGGAAACACUGAAUGUUUCUUCUAAUCGGUUAAAAGCCUUACCUGAGAGCAUUGUACGAAUGGUUAAAUUGCAAAGGUUAUAUGCUAGCGACAAUCAGCUGACCUUCGAUGGUAUUCCAAGUGGUAUCGGGAAAUUAGUUCAGUUGCAAGUAUUAUAUUUAUCAUACAAUCAAUUGGAAUUGAUACCAGAGGGUGUUAGUCGCUGUGUGCGUUUGCACCGUUUAAAACUAGACAAUAAUAAGCUAAUAACCCUGCCAGACUCGAUUCAUCUAUUGCCAGACCUAAAACAGCUCGAUUUGCACAAUAAUGACGGACUUGUAAUGCCACCCAAACCAAACGAAGAAAACCGGACGUUGGCCUUUUAUAAUAUCGAUUUUUCUUUAGCAAAUCAGAUGAAGCUUGCUGGGCAGAGUCCAUCAUCGUCAGUGAGUUCAGUUCCCAGUUCGGCAACUCAAAAGGAUCCAGUUGCGAGAAAAAAAGAGUUUUUACGUCGACGUCGAAUGCAGGCUGACAGUGAGGGUGCGAAUAAAGUUAUUGAGUUCCCGGAAGGCAUGUACAUUCUUUUUACAUUCUUUGGUAAUAAAUAA
Messenger RNA from Acanthocheilonema viteae, 1395 nucleotides. The record is from the annotation of a GenBank genome assembly. Lineage: Eukaryota; Metazoa; Nematoda; Chromadorea; Rhabditida; Onchocercidae.